This is a messenger RNA of Coprinopsis cinerea okayama7#130, 2202 nucleotides long. RefSeq lists its product as hypothetical. The transcript has 7 exons. Bases 1 to 2202 code for a protein of 733 amino acids. NCBI's taxonomy places the organism in Eukaryota, Fungi, Basidiomycota, Agaricomycetes, Agaricales, Psathyrellaceae. The record is from RefSeq and is a predicted model, not a curated record.
AUGCGUGCUUUCCUCCUCUUUGCGUUUGUGUCUUCGUCGUUGGUGCUUGGGCUGGCGCAGAAUUCAAGGAACGCCGACUAUCUGAGAGGGGAAGGGGACAUCUCGUCUUGUACCUUGCAAGAAGCAUUGAACAGAGCUCGACGAUGCGGGCAAACCGCAGCACAGAGACGGGCCCACUUUGUAGAGCUAUCUACACGACAAACAUCGGAUAUUGAAGCGACUCCUAACGAGUGUACUUGCAACAACAUAUACUUCAAUGUUUGGAGCGCAUGCGCCUUGACGAGUGGGUCUCGCCAGCUACCCUCCUUAACAGACUGGAGAGGGAUAUGCCAGGACGCGGAUGUUCCGUUCAAUCAUGCGCUCCGAACCCCGCGUAUCGACACAGUAGCUAUCCCCGCUUGGGCACAAUUACCGGCUGUGGGCGAUACUUUCGACAUUAUGAGAGCGGUAGUUGUCGCCCACGGUUCAACAUGGAGACCAAUCCACAUCAUCGCGCCCGUCGCUUCAGCUGUGGGCACCAUGGUCAUCCUUGGAUUGAUGCUUCUUUUGGUUGGGAGAAAACGAGCCUGCUUCCGCAGAGUCAAAGCCGCCUUCCACCCGUCGCUUCAACCUGUGCGCUACGAGAAGGCGAAGGAAGAUUGGACGAUUGAUCGGAACGAAGAAGUACCGACGUUCAUUGGUCCUCGACCCUCUGUCACUGAUAUCUCGAAUCUUUCUGUGGUGGAUCAGAGCUAUGUUUUCGGGCGCCAAAACUCUGUUCAGCAGCCGGUGCAUCUCCAGCCUGCUGUCCCGGUCGAUAGGAAGCCUUCCCCACGACCAUUACCCACUGCUUUGCCGAAUGCCAACCAGUCCUCCGUGGUCGAUCUUAACGCCAUUGACAGUAGUCGAUCACAACUCGCGCCGCUGCCUCUAUAUCUGACCAGCGACGAUGGCGCCUCGCGGCUCACCCCUCCACUGCAGUCCAAAUGGUCUGAGUCGGAACACCAGGCUUCAUUGGAAGCACUCCCUAUUACAGCAACCCAUACUUCGAAACGAAUGCCUGGCAGUGCGACGCUGCAUUCCGUCGUCAACCAUUUGAAGGGCGUUCCUUCCGCAAUUCCGAAUCCAUUCCGAGCUAGGCCUACGCGCUUAAAGCACGUUUUGCCUAAGCCCGGUUUUAGGCUGGACGACUACGAUGCCGCAUCGGAGGCUGGUCGACGGGCGACGCAGGAUAGCGCUCUCGACAUGGCUGCAGACCGCGACCCUGCGUCAGAGGAGCGAGAGACGCUCAUUUCAGAGGAUGAUAGGCACCACAAUCGUGUGUUCUUAAUUUCAAAGGUGCCUGGCGAGAACUUUACGAUUGGGAGCAAGACGGAGAGUCGGCAGAGUCAUGGGAAUGUGACGGUCAGCAAUGUGAACUCUUCGACUGUGAAUUCCAAUAUCCAAGUCGUGACCCCAACCACGGAGUCUUCUUCGGCAGCGCCAUGGAAAUCUUUCUGGAAUAAGAGGAGGAGCGAUUCCAAGGACAUACCUGCUGUCGUCCCUCCUGCGCCCCAACAUCCCCCUCCUCCCGCUCCCACAGCGUCCAGCUUCAAGACACCUACCCCAAGCUUCCCCCUUCGAGAGAUCCCUGAUGAGUCUACAUCAACUCUCCAGCGCUACGACUUUGCGUCUACUAUGCCUCGUCAGCCCCCCGCCACCGAAUUAAAUACGAACGGCGACUCGAGCAGCAUCAACGGUCCAAUGUUGCUACAGCCACCAUUCCGCAGCAACGUCUACGAUCCCGAACGAUACCCUACACCCCCUUCCAUUGCCAAGAAGCCUAGCAACGAAUCCUCCGUUUCUGGUCACUACAGGCUCAACUCUGACAGUUCCAUUAGCCUGCUCAAUCUGAUGGAUGUCGACGCCGGCGCCAAUCUCGCAUCAGCCAUUCCCCCUCCCCGGCCCACAGCCUUCGUUGCAAACGGGUACCACCAUACCCGAGGGGCGACGAGGCCUAAACAGCCACACCAACCUCAGCCGCAGCCGCAUCGAAGAGGGUUAUCUGACGACGAUACGGCCUCGUUCUAUUUGACUCCGAAUUCUCCCCCGACUCAUGUGAGGAAUUUGUCGCAGGAGAAUUUGCAUCCUGAUAGGUCUAACCCGGAGCUGCUGUUCCCGUCGUCUGUGAGAGCUGUUGGCUACUCGGGUGGGGCAUCGUCGUUGCGUAGUGGCCAGCGAUAA